UCGAGGAAAAGCUCCCGCCUUUUCCACUUUCCCCAACGCUCCCCCUUAUCUCCUCCCUCCCUGGCCCCCGCGCAACCAACCACGCGCGCGCCGCUGCCAACCUCUCUUCUUCCUGCCGUGUCCUCGCUGCAGCUUCUCUUCUCCUUCUCUUCUCCCAGAGCUCGCUCGCUCGCUAGCUGCUGCGCGGCCGGCCGGCGUCUCGAUCGGCUUGUUGGUCACGGCGGAUCGGACCAGAGGUGGUGAUCGUUCGAUGCGCAUGGAGGGUGGAGGAGGCGGCGGAGGCGGCGCCGGCGUCGGAGGGUGCCUGGGGCUGGGCCAGGGCGGGGAGGCGCAGAUCAAGGGCACGCACACGCACGGCGGCCGCUACGUGCAGUACAACGUCUACGGCAACCUCUUCGAGGUCUCCGCCAAGUACGUCCCGCCCAUCCGGCCCGUCGGCCGCGGCGCCUUCGGCAUCAUCUGUGCUGCUGUCAAUGCGCAGACUCGCGAGGAGGUUGCCAUCAAGAAGAUCGGCAACGCAUUCGACAAUCAGAUCGAUGCGAAACGCACUUUGCGAGAAAUCAAGCUGCUGAGGCACAUGAACCAUGAAAAUGUUAUUUCAUUGAAGGACAUCAUACGCCCACCCAGGAGGGAGAACUUCAACGAUGUCUACAUCGUUUAUGAGUUGAUGGACACUGAUCUUCAUCACCUUCUGCGAUCGAACCAGCCACUAACUGAUGAUCAUUGUCAGUAUUUCGUCUACCAGCUGCUUCGAGGGUUGAAGUACGUGCACUCGGCAAAUGUCUUGCACAGAGACCUCAGGCCGAGCAACCUGCUGCUGAAUGCCAAGUGUGAUCUGAAGAUUGGGGAUUUUGGCCUGGCAAGGACCACAACUGAAACUGACUUCAUGAUGGAGUAUGUCGUUACGCGGUGGUACCGGGCGCCUGAACUCCUGCUGAACUGCUCAGAGUAUACUCAAGCUAUUGAUAUGUGGUCAGUAGGCUGCAUCCUCGGUGAAAUGGUCACACGAGAGCCUCUGUUUCCUGGAAAGGAUUAUGUUCAUCAGCUGAGGCUAAUAACCGAGCUGGUAGGGUCACCUGAUGACACAAGCCUCGGGUUCCUCCGAAGCGAUAACGCCCGCAGAUACGUGAGGUCCCUUCCUCAAUACCCCAAGCAACACUUCGGUGCGCGGUUCCCCACUAUGUCUAGUGGUGCCAUGGAUUUGCUUGAGAGGAUGCUUGUGUUUGAUCCGAGCAAAAGGAUUACUGUUGAUGAGGCUCUAUGCCACCCGUACCUGGCUUCCCUCCAUGAAAUAAAUGACGAACCCGUUUGCCCAGCACCUUUCAGCUUCGACUUCGAGCACCCAUCGCUCACCGAAGAAGAUAUCAAGGAGCUCAUAUGGAGGGAGUCUCUUAAGUUCAACCCUGAUCCAAUCCACUAAAUGUAAACUCGAGCAAACAAGGAUUGCAAAUCUAUCCACUCCAUGAGGAAGGCAUGAGGCAACAACAAGAACUUCAAGUGACCACCCCUCAUCAUCUCAUCUCAUCUCGUGGUUUGUCGAUUACGACACCCUGACGUCGAAAACAUUGGACAUUUGUGAAACAAGAAGCUUGAUCAAUAAUUUGUAGUGGCUAAAGCUGGCAGCUUAUUUGCAUCAUGUUAGGUUGUAUCUAUCUCCUUUGGUUUGUAUGCUUUAAGAAAUCUAGAGGCUUGUCACUGCCCAUGGACAGGACUAUGUUAGUACGAUCUCUACACACUCUACAGACAGCAGCUCAUGUCACCUACCAGCAGUUCGUGUUAUGUUCUAAAAUCUUGAUGAACUUCACAUGA
Molecule: messenger RNA, 1809 nt
Organism: Panicum hallii
Lineage: Eukaryota; Viridiplantae; Streptophyta; Magnoliopsida; Poales; Poaceae
Product: mitogen-activated protein kinase 2
Exons: 6
Coding region: 251-1420 (389 amino acids)
Biological process (GO): protein phosphorylation; intracellular signal transduction
Cellular component (GO): cytoplasm; nucleus
Molecular function (GO): ATP binding; protein serine/threonine kinase activity; protein tyrosine kinase activity
Source: RefSeq, a predicted model, not a curated record